This is a messenger RNA of Procambarus clarkii (red swamp crayfish), 735 nucleotides long. RefSeq lists its product as uncharacterized. The record is from RefSeq and is a predicted model, not a curated record. Lineage: Eukaryota; Metazoa; Arthropoda; Malacostraca; Decapoda; Cambaridae.
AUGCCUGGUGCCUCGUACAUCAGGCACGUUCUAGUGCCUGUAGGACAGUGUAAGCGUCUGGUGCCUGUAGAAGGACAGUGUAAGCGUCUGGUGCCUGUAGAAGGACAGUGUAAGCGUCUGGUGCCUGUAGAAGGACAGUGUAAGCGUCUGGUGCCUGUAGAAGGGCAGUGUAAGCGUCUGGUGCCUGUAGAAGGGCAGUGUAAGCGUCUGGUGCUUGUAGAAGGACAGUGUAAGCGUCUGGUGCCUGUAGAAGGACAGUGUAAGCGUCUGGUGCCUGUAGAAGGACAGUGUAAGCGUCUGGUGCUUGUAGAAGGACAGUGUAAGCGUCUGGUGCUUGUAGAAGGACAGUGUAAGCGUCUGGUGCUUGUAGAAGGACAAUGUAAGCGUCUGGUGCCUGUAGAAGGACAGUGUAAGCGUCUGGUGCCUGUAGAAGGACAGUGUAAGCGUCUGGUGCCUGUAGAAGGACAGUGUAAGCGUCUGGUGCUUGUAGAAGGACAGUGUAAGCGUCUGGUGCCUGUAGAAGGACAGUGUAAGCGUCUGGUGCCUGUAGAAGGACAGUGUAAGCGUCUGGUGCCUGUAGAAGGACAGUGUAAGCGUCUGUCUUUCAUGUGGUAUCGUAUCAAAGGCUUUAGCAAAAUCCUUGUGUACUUCAUCCACCGGGAGUACUUUUUUCUGAGUAUUGUAGCUGGUUAUCGUUUCCAAAAAUGUAAGCAGCCAUCCAUCAAGGCCUGUUAG